AGGAUUGUGGUUUCCCUCUGGGGCAGCCGAGCAAGCUGUGGCCAUAGGACUGGCAACUGGUGCUCAGCACCCCUAACCAGCUGCCUGCCGAGAAGCCAGACCCCCCUCCAGACCUUGUGCCCCUGCUCACCUCGGUGCAUGGGAUGGUGCAGUGCCCUGUGCCACAGGCCGGGCUCACCAUGGUGCUGGGUGCCAUUCUGACACGAGGGAGGGAUGUGUGCAAGCGGAACGGACUGCUCAUCCUGUCCGUGCUGUCUGUCAUCGUGGGCUGUCUCCUCGGCUUCUUCCUGAGGACACGGCACCUCUCACCACAGGAAAUUAAUUACUUCCAGUUUCCUGGAGAGCUUUUGAUGAGGAUGUUGAAGAUGCUGAUCCUGCCCCUGGUGGUGUCCAGCUUGAUGUCUGGCCUUGCCUCUCUGGAUGCCAAGACCUCCAGCCGCCUGGGCAUCCUCACUGUGGCAUACUACCUGUGGACCACCUUCUUGGCAGUCAUCGUGGGCAUCAUCAUGGUCUCUGUCAUCCACCCAGGCGGGGCAGCCCAAAAGGAGACAACGGAGCAGAGCAGGAAGCCCAUCAUGAGCUCAGCCGACGCCCUGCUGGACCUUAUCCGGAACAUGUUCCCAGCCAACCUCGUGGAAGCCACAUUUAAACAGUACCGCACCAAGACCACCCCCAUUGUCCACUCGCCCACUCUGGCAUCAGAGGUUUCUCCUCGGCGUAUCCUCAUCUACAGCCUCCAGGAAGACAAUGGUUCUCGGGUACAGAACUUUGCCCUGGACCUGACCCCACCGCCCGAGGUGGUUUACAAAUCAGAACCUGGCACCAGCGAUGGCAUGAAUGUUCUGGGCAUCGUCAUCUUCUCUGCCACCAUGGGCAUCAUGCUGGGCCGUAUGGGCGACAGUGGGACCCCCCUGGUCAGCUUCUGCCAGUGCCUCAACGAGUCUGUCAUGAAGAUCGUGGCGGUGGCGGUGUGGUACUUCCCUUUUGGCAUCGUGUUCCUCAUUGCUGGCAAGAUCCUGGAGAUGGACGACCCCACCGCCGUCAGAAAGAAGCUGGGCUUCUACGCCAUCACAGUGGUGUGUGGGCUGAUGAUCCACGGCCUCUUCAUCCUGCCCCUCCUCUAUUUCUUCAUCACCAAGAAGAACCCCAUUGUCUUCAUUCGCGGCAUCCUCCAGGCGCUGCUCAUCGCACUGGCCACCUCCUCCAGCUCAGCCACGUUGCCCAUCACCUUCAAGUGCCUCCUGGAGAACAACCACAUCGACCGGCGCAUCGCUCGCUUUGUCCUGCCCGUGGGCGCCACCAUCAACAUGGACGGCACCGCGCUCUAUGAAGCCGUGGCCACCAUCUUCAUCGCCCAGGUCAACAACUAUGAGCUGGACUUCGGCCAGAUCAUCACCAUCAGCAUCACAGCCACUGCAGCCAGCAUCGGGGCGGCCGGCAUCCCCCAGGCCGGGCUCGUCACCAUGGUCAUCGUGCUCACUUCCGUGGGCCUGCCCACCGAUGACAUCACCCUCAUCAUCGCUGUCGACUGGGCUCUGGACCGUUUCCGCACCAUGAUUAACGUAUUGGGUGAUGCACUGGCCGCUGGGAUCAUGGCCCACAUCUGCCGGAAGGACUUUGCUCAGGACAUGGGCACCCAGAAACUUCCACCCUGUGAGACCGAGCCAGUGAGCCUCCAGGAGAUCAUGGUGACCCAGCAGAACAGCUGUGUGAAGAGCGUGGCUGAGGCCGCGGAGCUGACCCUGGGCCCCGCCUGUCCCCACCACAUCCCCGUCCAGGUGGAGCAGAAUGAGGAGCCGGCCACCACCAGCCUGGACCACUGCACCAUUGAGAUCAACGAGCUCGAGACCAAUGUCUGAGCCUGUGGAGCUGCAGGGAGGCCUCAGGCGUGAAGGCCCAGGAUGCAGCUUUCCUGAGCCACCGACAGGCUCACACAUUCUUCCCGCCCUGUGUGGCCGGAAUUCACUCUACUGGGGGGAAAUAGAGUCUAGAGAGAAAGCCCUGGUGGCUGAGUGGUGGCCUGACACGAGCCCAGCCCUGCUGUAUGUGUCCACUGUGUUGGCCUGUGUGGCAGCGGCAAGGGUCACAGCCCCCAGCUUCUGGGUGACAGAGUUGAGGCUCCGACAAUGGAAAACACCUGCCCUGGGUCUCAGAACAAGUGGUGUGUAGGCCGGGAGACUGGCUCUCAUCUUUCCAAGUCCAGGCCACACCCUCCUGGAGGACAGGGGCACCAGCAGGUCCAGAUGCUAAGAGGAGUCCCAUAAACACCACACCCCUCUCCAGCCAGGGGCUCGCACACACUACAGCUUUCGAUCUAUGAAGGCUUAACCACAGCCUCCUGCUCCUGCCCCAGCUGCGUGCCAGCCCAGUCAGCCCGUCUCUUCCAUAACACAUGGCCUCAGUGAGCAUCCCUGAAGACGGGCCCAGCUGGAGGUCAAGGCCCGGUGCCUUUCACAUGCCGCAGCCUUCCGGUCAUCCAGUGUGCAAACUGGCUGUCUGCACCUGAGCUGCAUGGACCCUGAGAGAUCCCUGAUCCACUGGACAGGUGGGCCUGUGAAGACCUGGGGAGGCAGGCUCACCUGGCAUGCUUUGGUCAAGCUGCCCACACAAUCCUAAGUUCAGAACUCCCCCAAAAGCCUGUGUGAUGAAGCAAGUCACAUUUUCUA
Molecule: messenger RNA, 2666 nt
Organism: Condylura cristata (star-nosed mole)
Lineage: Eukaryota; Metazoa; Chordata; Mammalia; Eulipotyphla; Talpidae
Gene: SLC1A7
Product: solute carrier family 1 (glutamate transporter), member 7
Exons: 11
Coding region: 144-1859 (571 amino acids)
Biological process (GO): L-glutamate transmembrane transport
Cellular component (GO): plasma membrane
Molecular function (GO): glutamate:sodium symporter activity; L-glutamate transmembrane transporter activity; neutral L-amino acid transmembrane transporter activity
Source: RefSeq, a predicted model, not a curated record